Mesocricetus auratus (golden hamster) is the source of this 639-nucleotide messenger RNA. RefSeq names its product proteasome maturation protein (gene Pomp). Lineage: Eukaryota; Metazoa; Chordata; Mammalia; Rodentia; Cricetidae. Gene Ontology annotation, biological process: proteasome assembly. The transcript has 6 exons. Gene Ontology annotation, cellular component: cytoplasm; nucleus. The record is from RefSeq and is a predicted model, not a curated record. The coding region runs from base 124 to 549 and encodes 141 amino acids.
UCCUUCCUGGCCGGACGGACGCACUUCCGGCGGAUACGGGUGGGUCGGUCCCGGAAACGGAAGUGAGCAGCUUGGCCGGCCGACUAGAGCGGGCUGAGAGGCUUUCGCAGAGCGGUUUCCAAGAUGAAUGCCAGAGGCCUUGGGUCGCAGCUGAAGGACAGUAUUCCAGUGACAGAGCUCUCAGCGAGCGGGCCCUUCGAGAGUCAGGACCUUCUCCGGAAAGGGUUUUCUUGUGUGAAAAAUGAACUGUUGCCCAGUCACCCUCUUGAAUUAUCAGAAAAAAAUUUCCAGCUUAACCAGGACAAGAUGAACUUCUCCACCCUGAGGAACAUCCAGGGUCUGUUUGCUCCCCUGAAGUUACAGAUGGAGUUCAAGGCUGUGCAGCAGGCCCAGCGUCUUCCAUUCCUUCCAAGCUCAAACCUGUCCCUGGAUAUUUUGAGGGGCAAUGAUGAGUCCAUUGGUUUUGAGGAUAUUCUUAAUGAUCCAUCACAAAGUGAGCUGAUGGGCGAGCCACACUUGAUGGUGGAGUACAAGCUGGGCUUGCUGUGAUGCAGGGUGCCGCUGUGCGGACACAGAAGUGAAUCGUGAUUGCCUUUGCUACAGUCUGAUGUACACGACAUUAAAGAACUGACAACAUCA